ACUACUACCUUUCAUAGAAUUAUUUUUAAUAUGUCACUCUGCACCCCCACCCCCUUUUGUUACACUCAGAUUCUCAUUCAUAUACUCCUGGACUCCAAUUCAUAUGCAUGUACAUUCACACACACACUCAUCACAUUCAUAAAUAGCCCCAAUAUUUAUUAUUAUUUUUAUAUUAUGAGGCCCAGCCAGCCAUUUUUUCUACUUUUUCCUGGGGGAAAGCUAAAGUGGAGCUUUAUCCAUGAGGUCCAGUGGAGACCUACUGGGACCACUCUUUGAACUGAUUGCACAGAGCUGUGCCUGCUCUGGAAAGAAGGAGGUUCUCUUUGCCCCUUUUUUCCCACCUGACAUUUGGGCAGAACAGCCCCUCCUCCCACGGCGAGUAUGGCACAGCACUGGUAAUGCUACUUGUGUAGGGAAUGCAACAAUGUAAUCUCUCAGAAUGAGAUGCAUGCUCGAUCACUACAAGCUGUACAGAGUUCAGAUCGAAUCUGAAAGCAGCAGAGACCCAUCCCCUUGGUUCACACAAAACAUACUGAUCGGAAUAGCUUGUUAAAGGUGUAACUCAGUCUACAACUGCUGUGCCGCCAUCAUCAUGUCUCUGCUGAGCAAGGUUUCUGUUGCCUUAAUUGCAAUCCUGUUGGCUUAUUAUUUAUACUCCGGAUAUGAUGCCUUUGAACCAUGUGAGUAUCCAUUGAUUUUACUCCUUUAUGACGUUCUGAGCAAAGUUAUUUUGCACAAAACUCUCCCGGUAGUGCAAAAGUAAAUUUUAACACUUUAAGAACCAAUUCCAUUGUAACAAAAAAACAGCAUUAAAAGCUCUUACAUCUAAAUGGAAUGUCCCAUUCUAUAGAGUGACUAUUGCAGGACUAUAUAUAGAGAUAUAUGUUGCUAAAUAAGCAGGACAUUCCAUACUGGAUCAGGGUCUUUAUGGACCAAAUUGGGUUUCUUAAGAAGUUCUAAAUGGGGUUAAACAGUGAAUUAGAUCUAUAUUGUAUAUUUACCAUAUAGGGUCUCAGACCUGCCUCUGUCUGCCCACUGGGCAUGUCUGUAUAAUGUUGAAUGGGGGAGGGAGACAACUUUACCAUACAAUGAAUGUGUAAUAUUUCUUCUUAAACUGUAUGCCUAUUUUAUAUAUGAUACAUUUACAUACGGGGAGAGGCAAAGGUCCCUUGAUAUUUAGAUGCAUUUAUGUAUGCAAUGUAUUAAUUCAUGCAUUCAAUAAAAAUAAAAGCCUUAUAUCUUUAUGCCAUUUAUUACCAUGUUUGAUGACAUGUCUUACUUUUUCUUUUUUCUUUUCUUUAAUGUUUAAUCACCAACAGUUAUUCAUCCUUAAAGGGACACUAUAGUCAUCCAGACCACUUCAGGUCAAUGAAGUGGUCUGGGUGCAAUGUCCCUCAGGUUUUAACGCUUCACAUGUAAACAUAGCAGUUUUAGAGAACCCUUUCAGCAUCACGGGAGGGGAACCCUGAGGUUGAGGGUUCCCCAAGGAUUAUAUAGUGUCAGGAAAAUGGGUUCCUGACGGGUUUUCCUGUAGUGAUCCUUAAAUCAAAGCAGCAUUGUCACUUGUUGCAUUUUUUACAAAGACUCUACAAGUUAACACUAGGUGGCCAACGUUAACAGGUAGGGAGAUAUACUUACCUUAAAGGGAUACUAUAGUGCCAGGAAUACAAAUCUGUAUUCCUGGCACUAUAGCUCCCUGUGCCUCCCCCCUCCCUCGCACCCCCACCCCCGUGUUAAAUAAAGGGUUAAAAACCCUUUAUUUACUAACCAUAUCCCAGCUUCGCCACCUCCUCUGUCCCGCAGCAAGUGGGCACUAAUGUGUAUGCGCUGCAAAUUCCGCGCGCACAUUAGACCUCCCCAUAUUCAAGCUCUGAUUCAAUGCUUUCCUUUGGGGAAAAAUCUGAUGCUGGAUGUCCUCCUGCAGAGCGUGAGGACGUCCAGCGACAGAUACCAGACCAAAGGUCAGUUUUGAUCCAGAAAGCACUUCCAGCGGCUGUCUGGGACACAGCCACUGGAGGCAGACUUAGUCCUGCAAUGUAAACAUUGCAGCACUGUUUAAACUACUGCAACUAAGUGCAAAAGGGACAUUGCACCCAGACCACUUCAAUGAGCUUAAGUAGUAGUGCCUAUAGUGCCCCUUUAAGCAGUCCCUUCUCAUUGUUGCCAUAUUCUCGCCACCAUAUUUGUUUGGCUCCAAGUGACUUUGUCUGCCAGUAGCCAUAGUCACUAUUGUAGUCUUGCGCAUGCAAGGGAUUAUAAAACAAAGUCAUUAGAAGUUUCUGUGAGGUGCGGGAUGUUCCAUAGAAACUACCUUUUUGCUAAAGGUUGCCAGUAUGAAGAAUGUCCAACACUGUAAACAACAGAUUUUCAUAGAGAAUCAGUAAUUAUAAAACAAAGAUGACUUUUGCCUCACCCUGUAUAUAGAAUACAUUGUAUAUACAUAAAUUGCAAAGAAAGAACACGUUUAAUAGAUAAUAUGACGGUAACUAAAACUUAAAAAAUAUGAUACAAUUAAUUUAUUAUAAAUUAUUCACGUACAACUGACAUAUUUUAUUAUAUCUAGAUUUUCCAGUUACACAAUACCUUAAUAUUUAAGAGCAACUAUAACUAGAAGAGAGGUGUUGCCCUCACUACGAUCAACACGUUACCGGUGUCUCCAGGAAGUUGGUCAAAUGCCACUGAUUUCUUGCUUGUACAUAAAGGUGCUAUCAGCUAUAGACAUUGAUCAGACCAUUAACCUUGGUCAUAACCAAUAAAACAGCUUUUCACCUAUAUAUGCUCAUCAUAAACUUGGGAAUGCAGCAUAGUUAAACAUUUGAUCUAAUUUUUGAGUUUUAAAUUGUACAUAUUCUAUAUUUUGUAACUUCUUGCACACCUGGAUCUUGGCAGACUGCUUGUGUGGCCCAUUAGUUUAAAUAUAACGAACCUUGUAUCAGGAUCCCUUAGUCCCCUUGUAUCAUGAUCCCUAAUGUCACCUAAUAUGAAUUAGAGUGGUUGAAGCCACUCUGGAAGCCACCCCAGUUGCAGAGUCAGGAACGACAGUGAUGGAAGGGAGCCCGAGAGCCCAUCAGGAAGCACAUAACUUCAUCUACACCCUCUUCACCUACUCAUCAGUAGAGGUCAAGGAGGUCCAGAGAGACCAAUAAUCUUGCUGAGAGUGUAAGUAAAAUAAGUAUACACAAUGAGUAUGUAAUUUAACCUUUUCAGCAUGUAGGGUACCCUGGAUCCAAAUAAUACUGUAGGUAUAACCAGGGCCGGCCCAAGGCAUUGUGUUGCCUGGGUCAAAGGAUGAAAUGCUGCCCCCCCAUCCCCAACAAAACCACACUAAGCAAAACACGCCCACAUCCAUUAUGUUAUGCAGUGUCUGUGUAGUGGCUGCAGUGUGUGCAGUGGCUGCAGUGUCUGCAUAUUGCAUGCAGUGUGUGUAGUGGAUGCUGUGUGUGUCUGUAUAGUGAAUGCAGCAUGUGUGUAUUUUGUAAUGAAUGCAGUGUGUGGAUAGCGGAUGCAGAGCGGAUGUUUGUGUUUGUAUAUAGUGGAUGCAGUUUGUGUGCAUAGUGGAUGCAGUGUGUGUGUCUAUAGUGGAUGCAGUGUGUGUGUAUUUGUAUAUAGUGGAUGCAGUGUGUGUGUGUGUAUGUGUAUAUAGUGGAUGCAGUGUGUGUGUAUUGUGGAUGCAGUGUGUGUGUGCAUAGUGGAUGCAAAGUGUGUUUGUGUGUGUAUAGUGGAUGCAGUGUGUGUAUUGUGCAUGCAGUGUGUUUAUAUAGUGGAUGUAGUGUGUGUAUGUGUAUAUAGUGGAUGUAGUGUGUGUGUGUGUAUUGCAUGGAGUGUGUGUUUGUGGUGUUGUAGUGUGUUUAUGGUGAUAUAUUAAAUGUGGGGGUGAGCAGUUUUUUUUAAUGUUUAAAACUUAUCCUCCUUUCCCCCCCUCCCCCCCCAACCUCUUACCUGUGGGCAGGGAGGUGGGAUACAAGAUUCACUGGUGGUCCAGUGGAGCAAGAGCAUUGCCCUGCUCCGGUGUGCAUUGCGUGCCGCACGGAGCUUUGCCAUGGCAACCCGUGCUAACACUCUCGCUAUUCGCAAGAGUAGAGUACUGGCUGCUGCUGAAGGUGUAAGAUUACUCUCAGGGCCCCCUCUUCACUUUCCUCCAGCAGGAGCUUGGAACUGCACAUAUAUAUAUAUAGCGGUACUCACUAUAUAUGUGCAAUUAGGUGGCCCAGCACUACACAUGUCUUUAAAGGUCAAAAUGCCGUCGAUGUCACAGUGCCACCUGGAGCCAAUGGAUGGGCCGGCCCUGGGUAUAACUCAUCAGGCUCUUACCCACCUUUUCACACAAUGUGCUGUAAGGGGAAGGGUAAUCAGUUGGGGCCAAGGAGAUACAUAGCCAUAUAGACUCCUAUAACUAUGGCCCCUGAGGGCCAGAAGAUGCCCAGUAGAAUAAUACACUUCAUCAAGGACCCAUUAUGCGCCCAUUCUCCAGGGCAUGGGCUUUAACCAUUAUUAAUAUGCCCCAUUACAAUUAACCCCUCUGGGUGUUCCCAAGCCCCUAGCCACCCCCGAAAAUCAGUCCCUUCCUACCGUCUUACAAUAAUUAAAGUGAGGAGGGGCACACAAUCUUAAAAAAUAAACUAUAAAAAAUGAAUAAUCACCACUGGUGAAGUCUAGUUGAAAUAUUUACUUUCUAUUGAACCUAAAUAAUAAUGUCCCAAUUACUACAAUGCUAAAUCUUAUUUGCACACAAAAGCCUAAUCUGUUUUGUCUUUCUGUGUGUUUUUUCAACAGCCAUGCUAAAAGGAAAGAAAGUAAUAGUUACUGGAGCCAGCUCUGGUAUUGGAGAGCAGAUGGCAUAUCACUUGGCGCAGAUGGGAUCUCACAUCUUAAUUACUGCACGUACAGAAGAAAAGCUGAAAAAGGUAAGUAUCAUUGUGCCGUUUAACUGCUGUAUAUUUGAGAGGUUUGAACAGUUCUACACAAACAUAUCCAACCAAUUUUCCGUACAUGAGAACAUUGGUAGAUGUUAGAGCAUUUCUGCUACUUUUCUUGAUGCUAGAAUGAAGCCAUGCUCAAGUCUCAACCAGAGUAGAUUGAACCUUGCAUAAGAUAUUUGGAAAAUGCUCAGUUGGUGUGAGAAUUAGGUUUAUGGUGCCCCCAACCAUGAGAAAAACUAAAUUGUCACAAGCUCCUAUUACUAGCAAGGGCUCAAGUCAAAGCUGGAGAAUUGUCAAGUAUACAUUCAUGUAUAAAAUAGUAUUUCACAUAAUUAUGAGAUGUUAUUGGAAAGUGUCUCCUUUAUUUAGUGCUUAGGAGAUACAGAUGUAAUCAGAAUUAUUCAACCCAUUUGAUGAAAAUCAUGUUUCUUGUCAAAAUAUACAGACUUUCAGCUAUUUGCCAUAAACAAAUCAAACAAAAGCAAUUGAAAUAGCUCAACACAACAAAUGCUUCAAGUGGUUUUCCCAAAUUCAACUGAAAAUACAACUUGUGACCUCUCCAGUCUCAAAAUUAUUCAACCCUCCCUCGCAACAGUAGACAUAUGCAAAACAGGUGCUGUCUCAAGCACAGCUGAUGCAACUAAUCAAGGGCUUCAUUAGCUAAACCAGGUGUGCUUGAGCUGGAACACUAGCAAUAGGGAUUGAACACUGAACUGGCUAGGGAUUUGUUGAGUGUCAAGUUUGACUGCAUGUUAGAAAUAUGGCUAAGUCAAAAGAAUGGUCCACAAAGUUAAGAAAAGAGAUCAAUGCCUUUCACUAAAAAGGAACAGGAUACAAAAAGAUAGUGAAGGCACUGAAUGUUCCUAGAGACUUUAUUGUAUUCAUAGUUUGCCUGUUCAAAGUUGAAGGAACAGUGGUUACACUACCUGGACUACGCUAUCAAUGGGGCUAAGCUAUCAAUGGCUGCAACCAGACUUCUGAGAAGGCAGGCUGUGAAAAACCUUUGAGUGACUACAAAAGACUGGCGGUGUAAUACUCAAGAAAAUAAAGUUCUUUGAACACAAUUGCAGAAUUUACACAGUGUUUCAGUAUGGAAAUAAUGCAGAGUUGAAAUGUGAAAAACAAGCAGAUUAAAGCUGGAGUCGUGCAGGAUGCAUUCAGGAUAUUAAUGAAAUGCUCAUUUUUUAUGGGUGCACAAUUAACUAGCUUAAUUAAUGGUUGAGAAUUUCCUUUGACAGCAGACAACUGAAGUGUUAAGACAAUGUAGCAUUUUACUUGCUGCAAACUGUACAACUCAGCUUGUUAGAGAAGGCAGUGGAAUAGUCAGAGUCCGUACAGUGUCCAGGGAGUAUAUAUAGUUCAGCAAAGUCGGUUUGGAAGAUCAGAGGUACACAGGUAGAUAUCACAGGGAGCUCAGAUGACAUUGAGAAAUACUUUGACUGAGCAAUUUCAGAGUAGCCGCGGCUUUCCUUUAACUUGGCAGUGUCAGACGUAUGGACGGGGUCCGAUCUGCGAAUCUGGGAAGUGACUCCGAGGGAGUUCGCCGAUCUGUAAUCAUGACAUGCAGCAAGCCUUGGUGGCAAUAGGCACUGAGGUUUCAGUAAGCACAGUAAAGCGCAUACUAAACUCAGAAGGUUUCCAUGCCAGAACUCCAAGACUUACACCACUAUUGACCCAAAAGCACAGUAUGCUCAAAAUCAUAUAAAUAAGCCACAGAAGGUUUGAGAUUCCUUUCUGUGUGCCCAAUGGAUCAGCGGUAUGUCUGGAAGAAGAAGAAUGAAGCAUAUGCUGAAAAGAACACUCUGCCUACAGUUAAGCAUGGUUAUGGCUCGGUGAUGCUCUGGAGUUGCUUGACAUCCUCUGGCACUGGAAACCUGCAGUGUGUGGAAGGUGAGAUAGAUUAAUUGAAGUAUCAGGAAAUGUCAUGCAGUCUGUGAAAAAGCUGAAGCUUGGGUGUCAUUGGACCUUUCAACAAGACAAUGAUCUCAAAUAUACCUCAAAUUGGUUGCAGAGGAAGUCCUGGAAAAUUUUCCAGUGGCUAUCAUCACAGUCACCUGACUUGAACACCAUAGAAAAUCUCUAUGGUGGUGGGAUUUGAAGAAGGAUUGCAGCACGCAGACCCAAGAAUAUUCCUGAACUGGAGGCCAUUGCUCAUGAGCAAUGGACUAAAAUUUCUCAAGAACGCUGCCAAAGCAGGUUUCUGGCUAUGCAUCUCAUUUGCAAAAGAGUGCUACACUAAGUACUAAAGAUGCUUGCCAUGAAGGGGUUUAUUAAUUUUGAGACUGGAGAAGUCAUUAUAAGUUUCAUUUGCAGUUGAAUUUGGGGUAACAACUUGAAGCAUUCAUUGUGUUGAGUUAUUUCAAUUGUUUAAUUUGUUCACUGCAAACAAGCUGAAAGUCUGUAAAUGUUUACAAUAAACCUGAUUUUCAAUGGGGGUUGAAUAAUUUUGUAUACAACUUUAUCACCAUGGCUAACAAAACAGGUUCCUACUAAUGCCAUUGUUUUUGUGAUAAUUGUUCCACUUUUAGAAAUGUGCCAAUUUCUUAUUAGCAAUAUUUGAAAACAUUCCCUCCAGUGUUUUGUAUGAAUAAAUACUUUCCUCUCUUUGACUAUAUUUGGUGUCAAAUUUGAAACUGUUUCACUUUGUGUUUACCUACACAAAUAUAGCAUAUAAUUAACAUGAUACUAACAUUUAAUGUGCAAAAUUAGAAAUAUAAUUGUAUUAAUUGUAAUAAAUAUUUCUAAAGCAUGCUUAUAGCGACACUGUCAUUCGUGGGGUUAUGUUACUUUUUCGCUUAGACCCUCCAGAGUUAAACGUGAGCUUGCAAGGUGGUGCAAAGUUGGAGAGAGGUGAGGUGGAUAUAUUUAACAGAUGCUCCUCUCGCAUUGGAGCCAACAUUUGGUUUAGUUGUCUUCAGCUACUGUGGGUUUCAUCUUCUAGGUGCCAUGUCACAAAACAGGGGUCUGUGACUCUAAGAGAUUUUAUAGAUCAUCCUAUGUAGAAUAUUGCAUAUUCUAUGUUUCUAUUGAUUAUUUAUGGAUGUGUGUAUUGACAUAAGUAACAUAUGGUAUCAAGUCACAAUGUUUUCUUGUAUGAGAACUCUGGAAUGUGGAUUGGGGGUCUUGUCCUUAUAUGGCUAGAGUUAUGGUCUGAUGUCAGAAUGGGCACAUCUAUAUAGUAACUGAACAAAGGGACAUGAGGUCUCUCUCUCUCUUGGCUCUUCUUCCUGUACAACAAUGUAACUCGCCUUUCAGAAGUCCAGCAAUUUACCAUCUGCUGUCGACAAUCCAUGAUCAUGUAACAUCCUUUGUUGUUUUAUUAUGUAUCAGUAACUAAGAAUAAACCAUAAGAAACUGUAAGCCAGAUUGCAUAUUAGUACUUUUCAUUAAUAUAGACGUAUAUUAAUGUUUUGCGAGCCUUUGACCCAAGACUAUAUAUACAAAAGAUGUAUAUAUCAGUCAACUGGAGAAAUCACAGAAAUACACAGAAGAAGCAGAAUUUAUUACACCCUAGAACAGAGGUAGGCAACUUUCGGCAUUACAGAUGUUGUGGACUAUAUCUCCUCUGAUGCUUUGCCAACAUUACGAUUGUAAGAGCAUUAUGUCCACAUCACCUGACUAAGUCCUCAACAUCGGGAGUGACGAAGAUUGCCUACCCUUGCCCUAGAAAAUGGAUAUUCCCAACAGAUGUUAGUUACAUCUUCUGAAAAAAAAAUGCCAAAAUCAGACUGCUUGAAGAAAAAAGUAGUCCCUAAUUAGUAGUUUUAAUUGCAUUGAGAAACAUAUAAGUGACAGUGCCACUUUGAAUAAAACUUGUGUGUUAAAGGUAUUACCAUAACUAGAUGUGUUUUUCCAGUGCAAAAAUAGCACAAAAGAUCAAAGUGUUCAUAUACAAAAUAAAAGGAUGCCGUAGGAGCAUUGUUCAGUACUCUAUACUCACCACCCACCCCAGUUUUGGUAACUGACCAAUUAUGGUAUUUGUAACAUACUGCAUUUUUUUAAAUGUGCUUUAACUACAUAUGGUUUGGGUAACGUCAUGAAAUUGAAGCUAAUCUAAGUGGCAUAAAUGUGUAGAUGGUGAGCAUAACGCUUAGCAAUACAAAGUGUGUGCCAGCACUGCGGAAUAUGUUGGCACUUUAUAAAUUGCAGUAAUAAUAACAAUAAGAAGAAAUUGUACAGAUUUGGUUAUUUGACAUGCUGAGUUAUAUGGUGAUAUCUAGUUUGCUGUCUCUCUCACCCUCAUUAUGUUGGAAAAACCAGAAGGGCAUUCAUUACUUUAUACAAAUUGGCAUAAUUUGAUGUUACUUUAGUAUAAAUAUGAUAAUUAUGUAUCAAGUAAUUCUAUCCAUUUCAAUUUAGGUGGUUGAAAAGUGUGUAAAAUUAGGAGCAGCGUCUGCUUACUACAUCCCUGGAAGCAUGGACAACAUGACCUUUGCGAAGCAGGUUGUGCAAGAAGGAAAACGCUUAUUCGGUAUGUCCCCAAGCACAUAACCAAUGUAUCGUUAACCACCCCAUACACUAUGCCAAAACUCCUUUGCUUAAUAGUCUAUUGGCCUUAGCAUCAUAUGCCAAUUACUAGCCUUAAUCAUAAAGAGCAUUUUUUUUUCUCCCAGGCUAAAAUCUUUGACCAAUAUGUGUACAGACUGAAGAUGUCCCUUAUGUUUAAUCUAUUAUAAACAUAAUGCAGCAAAAUAUGUUUCAAAACAAUACUCUGAAAAAAUAUUUUUUGUAAAAAGAUACAAAUUUGUUGAGUUCCUGAGCUUGUUAUAAAUCUUCAGGCAAUAUUACUUGUAAAGUGAGCAUGGGCCCAGAUUCAGGAAGUGACACGGUCGAUCAUGAUGCUCCCUUAACUUUAUAUGGCGACGCUCGGUUUACCCCAUACAUUUCUGGACAGCAGGGUGUUAUUCACACAGCAGCGGUUUUGCAAUUCUUUUUUAGCUCCCAGAAACCUUUGCUGUGUUGCCUCUCAGAAUAAUACAACCAUAAGUGAUGACAUUGCAUGCAGCUUUUUCGGAGAAAAAUGGAGGCAUUCGUUGUUGGAAGGGAGGUGCAGAAAGUGCAAUCUUCUGAAGAAAAAAAUAUUAGAAAAAAUAAAAAUAACUAACUGUAGCCUAUGCAUUCACUCAUUCAUGUGUGAGCACAUGGAAUACCCCUUAAAUAACCAUCAGUGGCCAGGAACACCAUCAGCCUUCUCAAAUCUCCCUAUGAAAAGAUCCUUCAUUUUUUAUAAGUACUGAGAAAUGGAAAAUGUCAGUGAAUGCCAUUUAAUCCUGUCUGUUUUGCAAUGUGUUCCAUUUGCUAAUGUAGGUGGACUGGACAUGCUGAUUCUAAACCACAUUGGUUAUACUUACUUUAAUUACUUUGAUGGAGAUGUGGACCAUGUACGAAAUCUCCUGGAGAUUAAUGUUCUGAGUUACGCAACCAUGACUGUAGAAGCACUCCCCAUGUUGAAAAAAAGCAAUGGGAAUGUGGUAGUUGUGUCUUCAUUUGCAGGUAAAUAUUUCGAUGGUAAAUAUCCUAGUUUUAUAUACUGCUGCUCAUAGCACUUAGCACACACUCAGGAGUACUCUGGUGCUCAAUGUUUUAAACGUGUGUUUCUAGUAUAGACACACAAACAAUAUCAAUCUUGCAGCUGAUGCUGACACAAUGCUGUGGAGUAAUUCGGAGAAGUAAAGUAUCCGGUUACUUGUCCUCCAUAUUGUGUGCAUAUGUCCCAAGUGUCUCUAUUUAGCAGGGACAGCCUCUAUUUUGAGCCCAAAGCCUUCUGUAUGCAUAUGCGUGUGUUAGUGUGAGUGUAUAAUUGUGUGUCUGUGUGCGUAUUUGUGUGGAAUUUAUUUUCAAAUGUUGGCAACCAUGAUUUCCGGAGCCAAAAUCUAUUUUCUAAAGUUUUCAGUGCACAUAUCAUUGAACUCGCUCAAUUCUUGUAAAUUACCACCAGUGGAUGUUCACAGGUUAGAUUUCUGUGAAUAAAUUUCAUUUUUUCCCCCUUUUUUGUAAUUUUGCAGUAACAGAAGGAUGGAAGCUCUGAUAAACAGUUUUAUUAACAUUUUUCUUAUACAGGUAAAGUAGGCUUACCGUUUACUGUGCCCUAUUCCACCACCAAAUUUGCCUUAGAUGGCUUUUUCAGCUCUUUGCGCAUGGAAUUCAAGCAACAGAAAACAAACGUUUCCGUCACAUUGUGCGUCAUCAGUUAUAUAGACACGGGUAAGUGUGUGAAAAUUAGUUUUUUUUUAAUCUAGAGUAAAAUAUUUACUCUUAGUUUAGUUUAUAGGCAAGUAUUAUAGACAGUUUAAAUUCUCUAGUUUAUGGACAGUAACCACACUCAUACAGUUGCAUAAAUAAAGGAUGUCUACGCUUUUUUUCCGAAUAUGUCACAUUUUCUGUAUCCCAAAUCUCAAAACUGUCAUCUUAGUACAAUAAGGGUAUAUAACAUAACAUAUAAUUAUAUAACAUUAAAAAAAAAUGUUCUUGCUCUUCUAAAAGAUAAUUCUCUAUAGCCCACACCCAUUAGGAGAGGGCAGGGGCUACAGAAAAAUAUAGAAAGGAGUGAACAUGUCUUUGCCAAGCCCCUUACCUCUCACCCAUUCCUUCCCUCCCAUUUGUGGCCAAGUCCCCCCUUUGGUGGCUAGGAGCCCUCAAGCCCCUAGACACCCCCACAAUAAGGAAAAGCCUUAGUUGUCUUCUUUUUUCUUGCAUCUUCUUUUCUUCAGCAAGUCAAAAUAUAUAUGCCAAAUAAUAAUCUAUAGUCACCGACAAAAUUCUAAAACAAAUUUGCAAGCCAACCAAUCAAAGCACUCUGACAGGCAAGUCUCACUUCUUUCGAGACCUGCGUUUGAACAUUUUCACGCAAGUCUCAAAAGAAGUGAGAUUUGUCUGUCAAAACACUCUGAUUGGUUGACUUACUAUUUUUUUUUAUUGUUUCUGUAAAAACAUCGGGGUGAGGGGUACAGGGUAUAGAAAUUGAAAAGAGGGAGGGGGGUGACUUACUAUUUUUAAUAAUCGUGUCAGUCGUUCUGUUUUUUCUUGUCUUUUGUGAAAUGACACAUUUUCCCUCCAUAAAAUUUGGAGAUUAUUAUUAAUAUUGCCAUUUAUAUAGCGCCAACAGAUUCCGUAGCACUUUACAAUACUAUAAGAGGGAGGAUUUAACUAUAAAUAGGACAAUUACAAGAAAACUUACAGGAAAUGUAGGUUGAAGAGGAGAAGAGGACCCUGCUCAAACGAGCUUACAGUCUUUAGAAGGUGGGGUAUAAAACACAAUAGGACAGGAAAUAGCAAUCAAAUAAGGUGGGAGUGAAGCAGAGCUGGAGGAGAGAGUAAAGUGCUGCCAUUUAGGAGAGCGCAAGAGACAGGUAUGUGAGGUAGAGGUUACGCUGGGAGGCCAUAAGCUUUCCUAAAGAGAUAGGUUUUAAGGCACCUCUUAAACGAUUGAAGACUAGGGGAGAGUCUAAUGGAGGUAGGCAGACUAUUUCAUAGGAAGUGAGCCGCCCGCAAGAAGUCCUGCAAGUGUGAGUUGGUCAUACGGGUGCGAGCAACAGACAGAAGAAGGUAAUGGACAGAGCGGAGAGACCGAGAAGGGGCAUAGCUAUGGGUCUGUGAAGAGAUAUAAGAGGGGCUAGAAUUGGUCAAUGCUUUAUAGGCAGGGCCGGCCUUAGGGGUGUGCGAGCUGUGCGGCCGCACAGGGUGCCAUGCCAACAGGGGCGCCGGGCAACCGACACAGCUCGCACAACCAGGUCCUGCCCUACCUCAGAGCGCCCUGGUGGGUGAAAGAUUGUGCCCCAGCCGGCCGACCUUUACAGAGUGUGUGCUCUGCUUUGGUAAUGGCUGGUGAGAAGACCUCCAUCACCGGCCCGCUGUUUGGAUGAUGGGAGCGAGCAGUGAGCGCUUUAAAUCUGCUCUCCUCUCGCGAGCUUGGGAUUCAGAGUGUUGCCGUGGCAAUGCUCUCAUACUAUCAAUGCAGAGCUCGCGAGAGGAGGGCUCCUGUUCUGCAAAGUGCAGAACUUCAAGAGCUGGCAGAGACCGCUGGACCACCAGGUCAUCAGUAUUCCACCAUCCCUGCCCAAAGGUAUGUAAGAGGGAGGGGGGAAUCAACAUUAAUUAAUUAAACAAAACCUUAAAUUGCUCUCUCACCUCCUCAUUUAAAGCCUUAUGUCACCCCCUCCUACCCACAAAUCAUCACUAUCCCACCCUUACUGUGUUACCUACACACACUCCAUAACACACACACACAUUCCAUAAUCUACUCUCACCCACACACACACAUUCCAUAAUCUACUCUCACCCACACACACACUCUCACCCACACACACACACUCCAUAAUCUACUCACCCACACACACACACUCCAUAAUCUACUCUCACACACACACACACUCCAUAAUCUACUCUCACACACACACACACACACUCCAUAAUCACUCACACACACACACCCAUAAUCUACUCUCACACACACACACACACCCAUAAUCACUCUCACACACACACACUCCAUAAUCUACUCUCACACACACACACACUCCAUAAUCUACUCUCACACACACACACUCCAUAAUCUACUCACACACACACACACACACUCCAUAAUCUACACACACACACACUACAUAAUCUACACACACACACACUACAUAAUCUACACACACACACACUACAUAAUCUACUCUCUCACACACACACACACACUACAUAAUCUACACACACACUACAUAAUCCACACACACACAACUCCCCCUUUAAACACACUUUGUUCUCUACACACAUGCACACUAGAUAACUCACAAACACUACAAAACGUACAGACACACUAUGCUCCCUAUACAUACACACUACGUAACUUGCACUCAUACACACUACAUCCCCUUUACACACACACUAUGUUCCCUAGACACAUACACACUACAUACCCUAUACACACACACAUUAUAUAACCUAAACACACACAUACUACAUAACCUAUACACACACACACACACUACAUCCCUAUCCCACACCACACUAUUUUUCCUACACAUACACACUGCAUCCCUAUUCCACACACAACAUAAUGGCAUGGCAACUUCAGGGAGACAGGGCACUCUUGUUAGAAAUUAGUUUUUACUCCUAAUGCUAGAGUGUUCCUUCACAUAGGUUUGUUUUUCCCAAAUCUAUACAUGUGGGAGGAAUUCUUCUAGCCCAUAUAUAUCUAGAAUUUUCUGCUCUUUAAAAAUACCAGAAAUUGUGUGUACCAUAAUAAGUACAAUUUAACAUGAUUUCUGAGAGUAAUAUUUAAAUAUACAUGUAUAUUAAUAUAGGUGUAGUAUUAUUAUUAUGUGUUAUUACGCCUAUAACAUUUACAAAUGUAUUAAUAUACGUGUAUAUGCAUGAUAUGCCCAGAAAUCACAUUAAUACGUAACACCUAUGUAAUGGAGGCUUAGCACUUUUUACAGGAUGAACGAGGGCAUGUGACCAUGGAGGGGCGCUGUGAAUAUUUUUCGCACAGGGCGCCUAAAGGCCUAAGGCCGGCCCUGUUUAUAGGUAUGGGUUAGCACUUUGAAUUGACUCCUAUAGGAUACAGGAAGCCAAUGUAACGACUGACAGAGGGGUGAGGUGUGAUAGUAUAUAUUCUGGAUUCAUGGACAAUACUAAAGGGACAACAUUCUUUUAAGAGUGGGUCAUCUAAUCUGAUUGUUUUAUCAAAAUCAACUAAUAUAAAUUCUUCUUCAAUCUUGCAGAUUCAGCAGUAAAUACUGUGUCUGGUGUCAUCCAGCAACCAGCAGCUCCAAAAGAAGAAUGUGCACUAGAGAUUAUCAAAGGGGGUGCCCUACGGAAAAGGGAGGUAUAUUACCAAUAUCAAGCCACAAAGAUCCCGUUGCUGUUACGGGACUGGGCUCCAGAAUUUCUAGAGAACCUUGUUCUUAUGAAUUACGAUGUGACUAAACUCAAGCAGAAACAAUGAUUGUUCCUCCCACCUAGUUGUAGCUUAAAAUAAAAAUGCUUUCUUACUUAUUUAAAGUGAAACUGUCACUUCAAUCAAAACAUUUACAUAAGACAACAGCGUGGCAAAACCAGGACAUUUGUUAAUUUUCACAUGCUUUGAUUUUUUUUUUCCACGGGCUGUCACCCACUGCGCUAGAAGGCAUCUUCUGUCAUGAUAUACAGUAGAUGCCUAUGGCCACAUGGGAUAUUCCUUAGAUUUUGAAAGAUUCCUGCAUGCAAGAACUACUGUCCAAUGAUUGUUAUUAGGGUAAGACCCACACACAAGUGACAGGUUAACUUUAAGGAGCAAAGUGUCUUAAUAAGUACUGAAUCCCAAAUAUAAAAACAAAAUGUAUAUUAAAGCACCGAGGGAGCAAUAUCUGAAAGUCGUCAAAGCUUUAAAAAGCACUUUGGCACCUUUUUCACACAAGCAAAGAGAGGUCUGGCAUGAGAAUUACCAUUAUCUAUAAAUAAGCUAUAUUCACAUUGUACAUGGUAACAAAACAGCCUUGUUUGUUGUAAUUGAGACUACUGCAUAUUAAGGCGAUAAAUGGUGCUUUCAAAUUUCAUAGCUAUUUUUUGGUGGUGUUGGUUAUCUACAUGUACUUCAAACAACUGGAGGGUAAUACGCUUAUGCCUGAUUUUUAGUAGACAAACAGACUUGUCUUGACUUUAAUUUGGUAAUGUAUUAUAAUUGUAAUGCAUUAAAAAUAUGCAAAAAUGUCUAAUGUUUAGAAAAAUUAAAUAAAAAAGGAUAUUCACCUUUGAAAGGACCACUCCAGAUUGAUUUUUUUUUUUUUUUUUUUUAAUAAAAAUGACUCUUUAGUAGAUAUAUGCAUGCGUUUUUCCUGGUUGUAUUAAUUGGUGGUAUAUAUUAAAGGAGCUCUUUUGUGGAGGCUUUGGAGGGAGAAGACAGGCAUGCUAAAGUAUAACGUGCCUGUUACUUCCACUAGGUCUGGGGAAUCAACAGAGGGAGGAAGCAACCGUCUCUGGUUGUCCGAAUGACAGCCAGGGGGGUGUUCUGUAAUUUAAUUAUAAAAGUUUCAAUUUGUCCAAGAAACCAGCAUUCUUAUAAAUUGUGGUUAAAAUCGGAUAAUUCUCACCCAUAAAGCUGAAGUUCUGUAUGGGUUGGGACAGUGUUGGAUCCAGAGCCUGAACUCGGGAGGGAUUCCCUGGUGGUCCCAGUGGUGGUGAGGUGAACUCUAGCCCAUAGCUCCAGGGCUAGAGUUCACGCUCACGAGAUUUGGAGCGUUGCCGUGGUAACCGCGGAGAGAGUCUCCCAUGUGGCAGGAGAGAGGGAGACCCUCGGCAAUUGCCCCCUCCCCCCCCUGGAUCUGCCACUGGGUUGGGAGUGGUCCUUUAAAGUUCCUGCAGCCUUUCUCAGACUAAGAAUUCAAUCCAAUCCAGUCAGGAGUCUCUUAUUCUUGAUGAAUUCAAAGUGGAUUUCAAAUUUAAGGUGAAAAUUCUCUCAGUCAGCUAUGCUUUCAUUUCAGCUACUCUAGCCUUAAAUUUGAAAUUCACUUUGAAUUAACUUUGAUUUCUCGUGUUGGUGAAUGACUCUGAUAAUGUUAUUAUCUCAGCAGCUCAUUAUACAAGCAAAACAUCUGUUAAAUCCUGCAUGUAGUAAUGUUAUUGAGACGAUUAAGGGAUAAUUGUGAUCCACAGUAAAAAUUACAGAUAAGAAAUUGAGUCUUUAACUCUGGAUUUGGCUAAACAUGGGGUUUCGAUAAAUAAAUAAAUCCUAUGUAGGAGCCAACAGAUUAGCAAAAUUACACAUCCUGGGAUUCAUUUUAGUCCUUGGGAUACAUUUAUUACUGCUUUCUCUCCAAGGUCUCAGGUAGAUCAGAAGUGAAAUCGUGUGAUAACAAACAUGAGAGUGGACUUUGUAUAGGUGAUAAAAUCUAGCACUCUGUCAUAUAUUAACUAUAGUGCUACAAAAAUAACCUCUUACCUGCAUG
This is a messenger RNA of Pelobates cultripes (western spadefoot toad), 16831 nucleotides long. The record is from the annotation of a GenBank genome assembly. Lineage: Eukaryota; Metazoa; Chordata; Amphibia; Anura; Pelobatidae.